Messenger RNA from Chanos chanos (milkfish), 8309 nucleotides. RefSeq names its product capicua transcriptional repressor b (gene cicb). Gene Ontology annotation, biological process: regulation of transcription by RNA polymerase II. The transcript has 21 exons. The record is from RefSeq and is a predicted model, not a curated record. The coding region runs from base 1 to 7041 and encodes 2346 amino acids. Gene Ontology annotation, molecular function: DNA-binding transcription factor activity, RNA polymerase II-specific; RNA polymerase II transcription regulatory region sequence-specific DNA binding. Gene Ontology annotation, cellular component: nucleus. NCBI's taxonomy places the organism in Eukaryota, Metazoa, Chordata, Actinopteri, Gonorynchiformes, Chanidae.
AUGAGGCCCCUGAGAAAAGCAGGAGGACGGCCCCCACCACCCACACGGUCCAGAGGGGGGCGGAGAAAAGCAGGGACAAGACCUGCCCCUGAGGGGGACAAGAAAGUGAAAUAUGAUGGACAGACACAGACCACACCCACCGUACAGUCUCUCAGGAAACAGGCUCCACCCAGGGCUAAUCGAGGUCAAGAGAAGGAGGUACCGUCUCCUGUCACAACUCACAACACCUCGCAACAGCAGCAGGCAGAACAGGAAGGAGGUGAGGUGGAGGGCUCAGGCAGGGGGAGGGAAGGGAGGCGGGAAGGACAUGACAGCGAGGCUGUUACCCCUAACCCCGCCUCUUUGUCACCCCUGGAUACGGCUGUGAAGCGCUCGGCUGACGUGGAGAUGCUGGAUCGAUCCAAGUACCGCCUCUUUGAUGCACCCAACCAGACAGCUCCACACAGUCUCCAGACGGACGGCCCCACAGUGCAAUCCCACAGGGCAGAGGGAGUGGCCAAGCAGCUGGAGCAGCAGAGGGUGCUGGUUCGAGGCCUGAGGACAGAGAGGGGGGCGGAGGGAGGGGGCGAAGAGGCAGUGACUGUGUUUCUCUGUGGUGUGGUGCGCAGUGUGUGUGGGGACCGAGUGAAUGUUGGUCUGUGGAUAAACGGAGAGGAGCGUGUGGUCGUUUACCCUCUGCACACACACCCGUACAAUACACACCUGGUCCUGGACGUCCCACCGCCCGGCACAGAGCCGGUGCCCGUGGGCACACGAGUGUGUGUGCCGUCUGAGGGGGUAGAGAGUGGACCUGGUUGUUACAGGGAGGGGGUGGUGACACAAGUGAGCCCUCACGCCUCCUCAUACAGAAUUGUCCUAAAUGAGGAGGCGCGGGGAGGAGGUACUCCAGUGCUGUGGGUUUCCAGACAAAAAUUGCGCCUCCUCGUCCCACCCUGGGAGCGGGAAGGCAGAGAGAGGGAUGAGACAGAACAGAGGGAAGACAUGGAGGUGGAGAGGGAGGUGUGUCAACUCAGCAGGGGGAUGGUGCUAGGAGCAUCAGGGCAUCAUCACAACGGAAACACGCCUCCUCCCUCCUCUACAGCUGCAGAAAGGGAGAGAGAGAGAGAGCGGGAGAGGAGGCAACUGCAGACUCCAGAGGAGGACAGGGAGGUGUGUAGACUCAGUGAGGGCGGAGCUUCCCAAUACCGACACCUCUCUAAACCGUCUGACUCUGCUCCACCUGCCCUCUCAUUGCAGGGUGGUAGUGCCUUGCCUCUCCUCCUUCCUGUUCAUAUGCCCCGCCCACAGGCUGGCCCCUCCCCCGUCAGCAGUGUACGCACCCACACUACCUCCGUCCCCCCCUCUCCCAGCUCUAGGGGGAGCUCUUGCACCCCUGCAGCCAAAACGCCCACUCCAUCCUCUCAUAACUCCACUCCUAAUCCCGGGAGCUCCACCCCUUCCUCCCGCUCAGCCACGCCCCUGUCUGCGGCUCAGCAGAAAUUCCGUAAGGGCGACGUCGUGAGCACACCGAAUGGGAUACGGAAGAAGUUUAACGGUAAACAGUGGCGUCGCCUGUGCUCGCGCGACAGCUGCAUGAAAGAGUCACAGCGCCGCGGCUACUGCUCCCGACAUCUCUCCCUCCGCAACAAAGAGAUGGAGGGAGGAGAAAGAGAGAGGGAGAAAGAAGGAGGCAGCUCAGGCACGGCGACCCCCGACCUGAGCGUUCGCAGGAGCAGUGAGUUUGAGUGGGAGGACACUUCGCGAGACAGCAGUGAGAGUGGCAGUCGUGGGGAGUCUCGUUCGCGAUUGGCCGUGUUUCUGCCGCAGGACUUCUCACGUUUCGACUUUGACGAAUGUGAAGCUGCGACCAUGCUUGUGUCAUUGGGCGGGUCCCGCUCAGCCACACCCUCUUUCUCUCCUGUGUCCAAUAAUCAGUCGCCUUUCUCUCCUGCCCCGUCCCCCGCUCCCUCGCCACUAUUUGGGUUCCGGCCAGCCAACUUUAGCCCGGUGACGGCCACGCCCGCUCUGCAGCCCCGGAGACAGCGUCAACCCAGUGGUACAAACACGCUCUCCCGGUCCACACCCAAACUAGUAACGCCCAAACCUGAGCAAAACCGAGUCACCAGUCUGACUUUCACCAUACCCUUAAGUCCAAGCAAACCCUGCCCAGACCUGUCCCCUGCCACGCCCGCUGUGCCCCACGAUCGGUCCAAACCUGACCAGCAGCGUGUUGACAUGCCCUUACGGGUUCUGUCACCUCACACUCCACGCUUCUCACGCCCCAGAGGAUUAGCCACGCCCAAUAGCCGACCUCCCUCAUCCACCCCUGCCUCCCCCCCACCCCUUGAUCCCGACCAGCAGCGUGGAAUUCCUGUCUCCCAGCAGAACUUGAGGGACUCUCCUGUAAUUGUACGGAAUCCUGAAAUCCCGCUGGCAAAAUUUACAGAACACCCCCUUGGCGGAGUCACAGCUGUGGGAGUAGCCAGUUCUUUUACAGCCAGACACCAAGCUGGAGUCCAGUCAGGGGUGGGUCUACAGGUACCUGUGCCAGUCAGUGUGUCUGGUGCCACUGGAGGGACGGCCCUUCUUCGGGGCCACGCCUCCACACUUGUCCUGGUGUCCUCUACAUCCACUCUACCAAACUCCACCCCCACGAGCAUCUCCACCCAAUCAAGCGCUGCUUUAGCCUGCAUCUCAGUGCCCAGCCCUGCCCCUGGGUGUGAUCUGACUGGUUCAAGAAGUGCACCUGAUAGGGAGGCGGGAUUUGGAGGCGUGUUACAACAGCCAGUGGCCUGUCACCCCGCCCCCACAGCCCUGUUACCACUCCUCCUCCCCACAGAGACGCUCCACCCAACACCAUGCAAAGAUAUCAUCAUGGGUAGACCUGGUACAGUUUGGACGAAUGUUGAGCCCCGGUCUGUUCCUGUGUUCCCAUGGCAUUCAUUGGUCCCCUUCCUGGCACCCACCCAGUCAGAUCCAUUGGCACAGCCUGGGGAGGGCCAACAGCCUGUCAAUCAUCCUCAGUCAGCCAGUCUGAAGAAAGAGUCUCAGAGCAGUCCAGCAGUACUAAAGGAGGUGAUUGAGGGCGGGCCUAACCCUGAGAGAGGCCCCGCCCAACGACCUGCCCCUCCCAUAGCCCCUCCCACAGUGGAACCGCCCACGGAGAGAGAGAAGGAGAGAGAGACGGAACGAGAGCGAGCAGACAGUGAAACAGAGAGCGAUGUGGAUGAUCCAUUUUUCCCAGGCGUGGUUCCUGAUCCUCCGAUUUCCGCCUCUCCUGGGAAGAGGAGAACUCAGUCACUCAGUGCUCUUCCUAAAGACACAGACAAGAGCAGCCCAGGAAAGAGAGAGAAGGAUCACAUCCGGAGGCCGAUGAAUGCCUUCAUGAUUUUCAGUAAGCGUCAUCGUGCCCUAGUGCAUCAGCGCCACCCGAACCAGGACAACCGCACAGUCAGUAAGAUACUGGGAGAGUGGUGGUACGCGCUGGGCCCCAAAGAGAAACAGAAAUACCACGAUCUCGCUUUCCAGGUGAAGGAGGCCCAUUUUAAAGCACACCCAGACUGGAAGUGGUGUAAUAAGGACAGGAAAAAGUCCAGUAGUGAAGGUCGCGGUGUCACAGGCGGGAAGGACAUCCGAGAGAGGAGCAUGUCUGAGACCACAGAGCCACCGUCUGUAUCUCUCGGGGCAGAGCUGAAAGGGGUGGGAUCUGGUUUGGUGGGCGUGUCUGAGCGAAGUGGAGGGGAGGGCCAUAGUGCACAGUUGCCCCGCCCCAGGGCGUUUUCCCAGAGUGCCAUGCACAGUCUGGAGAGGACCGAGAGAGGAAACGCUCAGAGUCUGGUGGAGCUGGCGCAGAUGUGUGGAGAGGGAGGGGUCCAGUUUUCGGGGCGUGUGCCCCUCUCUCAGUCCCAGAGGGGGGUGAGUGAAGACAUGACAAGUGAUGAAGAGCGCAUGGUUAUCUGUGAGGAAGAGGGAGAUGAUGAUGUCAUUGAGGAUCCUUACCCGGCCAGCUCUAUAGAUCUGAAGUGUAAAGAGAGAGUGACAGACAGCGACAGUGACCAGGGCUCAGGAGACGAGGGAGAACGCAAGAGAGUCUUCACUCCUGUGGUUUGUUCCUCGUCGUCUGGCCCCACCCAUGGCAGGAGCGUCUCUCUCACCUCCUUCCCCUCCUCCAGACGGUACGGCGACGCCUCCCCCAGUGUGGAGCGGAAGCGGAAACGAGGGAUAGAGGGGGGAGGGGGUGGAGGAGAGGGAGAACAGAGGGAUGGCUUUGGAGGUGAAGUGGGUUCGUCUCCAUCACAUUCUGUACUGGUCAGUUCUGCUCUGAGCGCUGGGAGGGUGGCGUCCACGGUGGUGACUAAUGUGCUACGUCCUGUCGUCAGCACGCCGGUCCCCAUCGCCAGCAAACCACGUGACCCAGGCUCCACCCACAGUCCCCUCCCACACGAUCGGAAGGCUGCCCCUCCUCAGACGCAGAUCCUGAUUGGACCCGGGGCCCCGGGCGGGGCAUCAGGAGGGGGCGGGUACUAUUCGUCGUCGCCCAAUCCUGUAGCUGCGGCGGGGACGGCGGGGGUGGGACAAACCGGAGUGGUGACCAAUUUGGUUUUGGGAAGCACCUUCCCAGCUCCACCCACUGUCCAGCUAAUCACGCCCCCUUCCGCCCAGAGUCCUGCCCAAAACUCCGCCUCUGCGCCACACCCCGCCCAGAGUAACGGCCCUUUGCCACUCCCUCUUCUGCCACCUCACUUCCUGCCUGCGCCUGCGAUAGCGCCCCCCGCUGCCGGGAAAGCCAUUACACAGGUCCAGUACAUCCUGCCCACUCUCUCCGCCCCCAACACUAAAAACCCCGCCCCUCAGCAGUCCACUCAGCCAACCAGCAUUUUCACCUUGCCCACAGCACCUCCCACACAUGUCUCACUGGCCAAUGGAAAGCAGCCAGGAUACGCUACCAGUUCAGUGGGUGUGGUCAGCCCAGGGGCCAGAGCAGUAACACAGUCUCCAGUCCUGCCAGGGAAGAUGGUGGUUCCCAUGGCAACUGUCAGGACAGCUUCUGCUCCCUCUCAGCCCUUUCCUCUCGUGACUCCUCCUCUUCCUGUCCAGAACGGGGCUCAGGCGGGAAGCAAGAUUAUUCAGCUCGCCCCUGUACCCGUUGUCCAGUCGCAGAUCCCGCCCACUGCCGCAGUGCAUCCUGGGAGUCCUUUCCCGGUUACCAUGGCAACAGCUGCAGUGGUCACCCCAGGUUCCACCCCCUCACAAACAGUGCUGCUGCCCCCUCCACCCACAAGAAUCACAUAUGUGCAGUCCACUCCUGGAGUCCCCCCCUCUCUGCCGCUGGUAUCCACGACAACAGGCUCUACCUCACAGCCGGUGCCCCCCACAGCCGCGUCUGCAUAUGUCCCAUCGCCGUUGGCAACCCUUACGGCGAUUGCCCACCCAGGCCAGACGCUGGUCCAGCCCCUGAUCACAGGUCAGACCACUUCAGUCUCUGUGCCAGCCUCAGGAACAGGGGGCAACAUCGUCACAGCCAUCUACCCGCCCACCACCGUCACCCUGACGACCGGGGUCGUCUCCAUGGCCACGGUGCCACCCAGCGUGGUCUACACGGUAUCCAGCCCCGGCAGUUUAUCGCCACAUUUGCUCCCCAAACACACGCUCGGCACCACGACCAGCUCCGCCCCGACGCCCCCCGGUGCCGCCGACCCCCAGGGGCCGCAGGACAGGGCCACGGAGAGAGCGGCCGAGGUCUAUUCCCAGGCUGUGCCAGUAUCUCAUUCAGUCAGUAAAACCAGUGGCAGCUCAGCUACUCCCCCUGCAGGCCAAACAGUGGUGCUGCAGGCUGCUGUUAUGCCCACGCCUGCACCCACAGGCACGGCGCAGGGCACUCCCAAACCCCCCGCUGUUGCUGCCAGGACCCCUCAGAAGGUGAAGGCGGCUGUGGCCAGUAUCCCUGUGGGCAGUUACGACGGCGGAGGGCGGGGCAAGGACAGAGAGAAAGAGAAGGAGCGAGAGAAAGAACGAGAGAGCAGUGGGCGUUUUUCAGCGGAGGAGGAGCGUUCUGUUGAGACAGGCACCUCCAUGGGCCACCCCACGGAAGAGGGCUCCUCAGACGGGGGAGCAGACGUACAUGGUGAUGGAGAGAACUCCGCCAGCGUUACCAACACUGCCCGCACCAAAGAUCCCAAAGAGGCCAGCUGGAAAGACUCACACCCCUCCUCUCCCUUGGCCACGCCCUCAGGGGCAGACCUUGCCCUUCCUCCUCCCCAAAGUGACAAAGAAGUCCCACCCACCAAAAAAGUCAAGGCCCGCCCCCCUCCGUUGAAGAAAACGUUUGAUUCGGUGGAUAAGGUCCUGUCAGAGGUGUAUUUUGAAGAGCGGUUUGCUGAAUUGCCCGAGUUUCGACCAGAGGAGGUGCUGCCCUCCCCCACCCUGCAGAGUCUGGCCACCUCCCCACGCGCUAUACUGGGCAGCUACCGCAGGAAACGCAAAAACUCCACCGAUCUGGACUCAUCCACAGAAGAUCCAGUUUCUCCAAAGAGGAAAAACAGACGCAGGUCAAGCUGCAGUUCAGAACCAAACACUCCCAAGAGUGCCGCCAAGUGUGAGGGAGACAUCUUCACCUUCGACAGGCCAGGGACAGAUGGAGAGGACAUUCUGGGAGAACUGGAGUUUGAGAAGGUUCCGUACUCAUCUCUGCGUCGGACGCUGGACCAGCGCAGAGCCCUCGUCAUGCAGCUGUUUCAGGACCACGGCUUUUUCCCCUCAGCUCAGGCUACUGCGGCCUUCCAGGCUCGGUACGCUGAGAUUUUUCCCACUAAAGUCUGUCUGCAGCUAAAGAUUCGGGAAGUUCGGCAAAAGAUUAUGCAAACUGCCACACCCACUGAAACCGCCACCCAGGGGAGUGUCUUAGGCGCCUCAGACUCCGCCUCUCUUCCCGGACCCUCUGGGGCACAGGCCAGUGAGGGUGGCGCAGGGGCGGAGCCACUGGACAGAGAGGCGGAGCGAGAAGGAGAGGCGAGUGAGGACGAGCCCAGGACUGCUGCUGAUACACUGGACACCACCAGAUGAGUUUGACUGACAGGCUGAGAGGCGGAUCCAGUAACCGAGUCCCGCCCCCAACAUCUGUGUACGCCACAUCUUGACCCUCUUUUUACUGGUAACCAGUACAGGGAGGAGGAGCAGCUGUGUCUGUCGGAUGUGUGCUGGGGGUUUGACUCCAGAUAAGACUUUUACAAAGACUUUUACAAAGGCCUGACAGCCGUCAUAUUUACACACACACACACACACACACACGUCGCUGUCUGUCGUCUGAUGUAGGUGGUUCUAUACACCCACAUAUGAACUGGGUGACACUGGCUUUAAUUUAUCUACACACACACACACACACACACACACUCAUGGACUUUGGCACUUUGGCACUGGAGGACUUUGAUAGCGUGGUGUCUGUGUCAGAGGGCGGGGCUUCCAGAUCAGGCCACCCAAUCUGCAUGGAAUCUGUGUCAGAGGGCGGGGCUUCCAGAUCAGGCCACCCAAUCUGCAUGAAGAGUCAGUCUUCUUGUUUUUGUUUUGUGUGUGUGUGUUUUUUUUUAAACAUGGCCAAAAGAGAGGUUUUCAGUGGCUGCUGUUCCUUUUUAAUAUUGUUGGCUCAUCUGUCAUUGGCUCAUGGCUUUAUCCCAGUCAUUGUGAGGCUGGCCUCCAUUGGUUGGAUCUCAGUGAUGCUGAUGAGGAUCCCGCCCCCCCUGAGGGGACGGCUGUGUCUGUGUUUAUACUUUGCUUUUUUAAAGGCAGACUUAAAGGCUGUGCUCGGGUGUGUGUACGUGUGUGGUGUGUGUGUGUGUGUGUGUGUGUGUGUCUGAGCUCACAGCUGAACUCUUUGGCAGCAUGGAAGGCGGACGCUCUUCCCAUGAUUGGCUCCCGCAGAUGCCAGUCAGACAUUGAUUGGCUUGCCAUGAUGGAAGGCGGGCACAGGAAGGGAACAUCUGCGGGCACAUUCCGGCCCGUGAUUGGGCAGAAGUCUUUGGUCACGUCUGAGGAGGAAGCACGGAGUUGAUGGUGGUGUUUAAUCUCUGGAGACCUGGUCUUGGGUCUUUGUUUCUUUCUGAAUGUGGACACAGCAACAAGAGGAACCCUGUUGAAUGUUCACGCUCUUCUCCAUCUUCAAAAAAAGACUUUUCUUCACUUUUUCAAUACAAAACAAGAUAAAAAAAAACCCUUUUAAAACACGCAUACAAAGUUUUCCAGUUCCGUUGUCCGACUGGAUGUGAUAUUUGUAAUUAUUGAUCAUUUGGUUUUGAAGUCUGAUCCUUUACUGUACUGUAGUCCUCCACCGUGAGGCU